Molecule: messenger RNA, 1998 nt
Organism: Mugil cephalus (flathead mullet)
Lineage: Eukaryota; Metazoa; Chordata; Actinopteri; Mugiliformes; Mugilidae
Product: major histocompatibility complex class I-related gene protein-like
Exons: 6
Coding region: 58-1119 (353 amino acids)
Biological process (GO): immune response
Cellular component (GO): external side of plasma membrane
Source: RefSeq, a predicted model, not a curated record
CAUUUCAGUCCAAGCAGCUGGUGACUUGGUCUAAAGUCUUUAUAGAAACAGAACAAGAUGAAAACUUUGCUUUUGUUGCUUCUCUUCUGUCGUGUUUCAUCAACUGUGAAACACUCACUGAAAUAUUUCUCAACUGGAUUAUCUGGAGUCUCACACCUUCCAGAACUUGUGACUGUUGAAGCGCUUGAUGACAUCCAGACUGUGUACUGUGACGGCAGCAACAGAAAAAUAGAAUUAAAACUGGACUGGGAGAAAAAAGUCUUUGAAAAUGAUUCUGAUCACUUAAAGUUGUACACUCACUAUUGUUUUGUGAUGUAUCCUCACCUCUUCAAAACCACAAUUUCCAGUCUAAAGCAGGUGUUCAACCAAAGUGAAGGUGUUCACGUUUUACAACUUAUGGAAGGCUGUGAAUGGGAUGAAAUGACUGGAGAGGUUACUAGCUUCAUGCAGUGUGGUUACGAUGGAGAAGACUUCAUGGCUCUGGAUCUGAAGACAUUAACAUGGAUCACUCUGAAACCUCAGGCCGUCUCCGCCAAGCUGAAAUGGGAUUCAGACACGGCCAGAAUAAAAUUAGAUGAGCAGUUCUUCACUCAGAUUUGUCCUAAGUGGUUAAAGAUGUAUUUACACUAUGGGAACAGCACUCUGUUGAGAACAGACGUCCCCUCGGUGUCUCUCCUCCAGAAGACUCCCUCCUCUCCAGUCAGCUGCCACGCUACAGGUUUCUACCCUGACAGAGCCAUGAUGUUCUGGAGGAAAGAUGGAGAGGAAAUUCAUGAAGGAGUGGAACAUGGAGAGAUCCUCCCCAACCAUGAUGGAUCCUUCCAGAUGAAUGUUGACCUGGACAUUUCAUCAGUCUCACCUGAAGACUGGAGGAGGUACGACUGUGUGUUUCAUCUCUCUGGUGUGGAGGACGACAUCAUCACCAAACUGGAUGAAACACAGAUCAGAACCAACUGGGUUGAGAAGUCCAGUAACCAGACCUCCAUCACCAUCAUCAUCUCUGCAGUGGUUGUUCUUGUUGUCGUCUUUGCAGCAGCUGCUGGAUUCAUGGUUCAUAAAAAGAAACAAGACAGUGAAGACAGCUCUGAGCUCUCUGAGAGACUGAAUCCAGAAACUUGACCGACAAUAUAUUUUUCUUAUAUUUUGAACUUUAAAAAACUUACCUGAAUUACAGGUGAACACUAUACACUGUCCAACACUUGAUACUAGAAAACUGAAACCAUGUUAUUUUCUGUUGUGGGGCAGAUUCAUCAUAAUUGUGACGUUUUACAGAGAUUGGAUCAAAUGAAGUCUGGUGGAUCCACUAUUAUUGAGCAGGAAGUCACAUUCACAUGGGCUGGUUUCACCACUGUGGGAUAAAUAUGUUAAUGCUGUACAUGAGUUUCUCCAUUGAUUGUGUUUCUGCUAUGUGUUAAACAGAUUUUCGUUUUUUCUUUUUUCAACGUUUAGGGCUAAAUUGGGCCUAAAUAUGUAGCAUUCCUAUGUUUUAAUAUUGUGUUGUAAAAGCUAACAUGUUUUUACGUUUAUUUGUGUUUUCUUAAGAAAAUCUGUUUUAAAUAGUGUCUUGCGUUAAAGCCUGAGAGUACAGAUAGUAUUGUUUUACACAGUCAGUGAGUUUACAUGUACAGUUUACAUGCAAAAUUCGACUUUUGAAUGCAGUCCGUGUCUACAGUACCAAAACAGAAUUAAUGAAUCCAAGUUCCGUUCACACCUGAUGAUGAUGAUGAUGUUUAAAUGUGAGCUCACCUGAACUCUCACAGCAGUUACUUGUUCUCUUGCAGCUCAGCUUAUUGAUUGAACUUACAUGUGUAUGAAGAUCCUAAUGAAUAUGUUUAAAUGCUGAACCAAUCAUCUCAGCUGGUUUUAGUUCAUGCUGUGAUUUAGGUUGACCUGACAGCUGACUGUGAGCAGCUCUAUCACUACUAUUGUUCUUUUAGUUAAUGUUAAAGAUAAUCAUCAGUAUAUGUGUGGAAUUACAGUUUUGAUGAAUAAAGGUAA